Molecule: messenger RNA, 2444 nt
Organism: Oreochromis aureus
Lineage: Eukaryota; Metazoa; Chordata; Actinopteri; Cichliformes; Cichlidae
Product: putative inactive carboxylesterase 4
Exons: 13
Coding region: 214-1896 (560 amino acids)
Molecular function (GO): hydrolase activity
Source: RefSeq, a predicted model, not a curated record
GAAGUGAAUUUAAAGUUUAGACUUUAGAUUGGACUUUAGUCCCGUGAUGGUUUUGCGUCAAACUGAAUGACGUUGUAUCUUGCUAGAGACAUUACCUUUUCCUCUUUGUGAAAGAGAAAAGGAGAAACUUCCAUAAGAGGACGCACUCCUGUUGUCUUUUGGGUCUGCGCUCAGUUCUUGGAAAACAGAGUUUAGCAAUCCACAGAGCCGACCAUGGAGUCGCAUGCAAAGCACAAUUUCUUCUUCUUGGUAUCCAGUUUAUUCCUCUGUGCUGCUGCAGAACUUCAGGCACCUGUAGUCCACACGGGGCUUGGGAGCCUGAAAGGUGAGUAUGUGAGUGUGAAAGGGAAGGAGACUGGCGUCCAUGCCUACUUGGGUGUCCCAUUUGCCAAACCACCCCUCGGCCCUUCCUUGAGACUGGCUCCACCUCAGCCUGUAGAAGGAUGGGAAGGAGUAAGAGAUGCCACUAAGCAGCCACUAAUGUGCAUUCAGUCUAAAGAAGCUGUUGUGGAUCUGCUUGAUAAACUCGGUGCAGUCCUGGCAGAAGUACCAGACAUCUCUGAAGACUGUCUUUACCUCAACAUUUACACUCCUGCAAACAGAGCUAAUGAUGCCAAGCUCCCAGUCAUGGUCUGGAUCCAUGGUGGGGGCUUUACGCUGGGAUCAGCUUCAACAUAUGAUGGCUCUGCCCUGGCUGCUUACCAGGACGUAGUUGUAGUUCUGAUCCAGUAUCGCUUGGGACUUCUGGGUUUUCUCAGCACUGGAGAUGAGCACAUUUCAGGGAACUUUGGUUUGCUGGACCAGGUUGAAGCUCUCAAGUGGAUCCAGCAGCACAUUCACAACUUUGGAGGAGACCCAGGAUUAGUUACCAUAUUUGGAGAGUCUGCUGGUGGAGUGAGCGUGUCUCUUCUGCUCCUGUCACCUCUGUCUGAUGGGCUGUUUCACCGUGCCAUUGCUGAGAGUGGCACAGCUGCGAUGAAUGUACUUGUGGCAAAUAAUCCUCUACCAAUGGCGCAGGCAGUUGCAAACGCAUCUGGCUGCAGCCUUGAAAGCACAAAGAAGAUCAGUGACUGCAUGAGAAACCUUGAUAUUGAUACUAUAGUGGGUUUUACACAGGAUCUAACUUUGAGAAUUCAAGUAAAUGUUGAUGGACAUUUCCUGACUAAACCUGUGGAUGAGCUGUUUCAUAAACAUGAACUUCAUGCUGUACCAUUCAUGACUGGUGUCAAUAAUGAUGAAGGUGGAUGGAUGCUUGCAUCAUUUUUUGCUCCACAAAACUGGACAGAAGGACUAGAUCGGGAGUUUGUUUUGAACAUCGUGUCCUUCUUCUACCCCGAUCCUAAAGCAGCAUUUAUCAGAGAUGUGAUAGCUGAUGAAUAUAUCGGAAAUGGUGAUGACCGUGUGAAAAACAGAGAUGGGUACACUGAGAUGCUUGGAGAUUUGUUUUUCACCAUUCCAGCGAUUAAAGCUGCUAAUGCUCACAGAGAUGCAGGCGCUCCUGUAUACCUGUAUGAGUACCAACAUCCUCCCAAAUUCCUGCAGCAGAAAAGGCCGAGCUUUGUUGGGACUGACCAUGCAGAUGAAAUUUUCACAGUUUUGGGAUUUUGCUUCACAACUACCCAUGUUAAAUUAGCCAAUCCAUGUCCUGAGGAUGAGGAACAGUUGAGCAAGAUCAUGAUGAGCUACUGGGGGAACUUUGCUCGCACAGGAUCUCCUGAUGGGCACAACCUAGUCCACUGGCCAAAGUAUGGAGCAGAAGAAAAGUACCUGGCGAUUGGUUUAAAAAAACAGGUAACUGCUCAGCACCUGAAGAAGGAGCGGUUUGUCUUCCUGACUCAGACCGUCCCAGAGGAGAUCAAACAGCAUGAGGAAAAUGCAGAACGCAGCGAGCUGUAGAACACUCCCAUUUUGUCUCUGCUCCAUCAGUCUUAAAAUAAUUACUCUAAACCAUUAUUGAGUUAGCAAACAGUCUUAACACACACUAUGAAAUAUUAGUUACUGUGAAGGACACUUUUUGGUAACACAUUUGGUUUUACCUUGAUCAUUUCCAUUCUAACAUAUUUUGUUUUUGAAUCCCUGAUUGCGUUAUUUAAAAUGUGUUAUUCUUUCAUUUUCACAAAACUGAACACACUGGUAUGAAAGAGUUAACAAUAGCCGCCUGACCCAUGUCUCCUGUUUAUAACCAGCACUGUAAACAUAGGGUAUGUCGAAUAAUCCUUCAUAAUGAAAAGAGCAGUUUUUGUAUAAUUUAAGACAUUGAUAAUGGAUAAACCAAUGCAAUUGUUUUUAUUUCACUUGAAUUAAAGUGUAAUUGUGAAAGUGAAAGAAAAUAGCAGAGAAAAGGGAAAUCAUUGUUUUGGAUGAUAGUUGAGAGCAGCUGUCUUGUAUUGCAGUGUUGUGCACAUAAAAAAAACCUGGUUAAAAUAAACAGAUGUGACAUCCUG